GUAAGGAUGAAAGAUUCAUUCAGCAGCAAACUGGCAUGCAGUCGAACUGCAGCCAGCACGUGCUUCCAGACAGCUGCGAACAGGCCUAUAAAUCAAAUUGAUGGUGACAUUUCAAAUAUGUAAAGCUUCUGUUUUAGCACGCGCAAAUCGGCCGUGGAUGCGAUUAAAGAUACAUCGGAAAUAAUUAACAACAGCCACACACAUGAUGAGAUAUAACAACAUUUGGAAGUUCAACAUUCAUUGGGUAUCGUUGAGAUCAGUAUAAAAGAAAAUAUUUACAACAGGGUUUAUUCAGUUAUUUCCUCAAGUCGUAACGGCAAGGUUAAUUACCGUGGCCGGCAACAAUGUGGAAAUAUUACGUAGUUGCUCAUUGGAUUAUACAAACAACCACUACAACAGCUCAUAACAAUGGAUUCGGACCAGGACGGCAAGAUUGGGGGUUCUCAGAAGUGCGACAGGGUGCCCACAUGUUCUGGUGGUUGUAUUUUGUUACCGAUUCAGACGUCGAUCAUUACUCCGAACGUCCGAUUGUAAUUUGGCUGCAAGGUGGACCAGGAGGGUCCUCAACUGGGUAUGGAAACUUUGAAGAAAUUGGACCCUUAGAUCUGGAUUUACACGAAAGGCCACACACUUGGGUCAAAUACUUCAACGUUCUGUUUAUUGAUAACCCAGUGGGAGCCGGUUACAGCCAUGUAGAUGAUGCGACAUACCUAUCAAAGAAUAACGAAGAGAUAGCUCAAGAUUUGGUGAACUUAAUGCGACAAUUUUACGAAACGUUUCCAGAGUUUAGAAAGACGCCUUUGCAUAUUUUCUCGGAGAGUUAUGGUGGAAAAAUGGCUGUUCAAUUCGCCUACCAACUACAUCUAGCCGUUAAAGAUGGGUCAAUUGUGAGUAAUCUUCGAAGCGUUGCGUUGGGAGCCCCAUGGAUUUCUCCAGAAGACUCGGUCAUGUCCUGGGGAGAAUUUCUACUAAACCUUGGCUUUGUGGACACCAAAGGAUUCGGUGUGAUCCAUAAAGCGGCCAAAAGUAUUCGAGUUUCAAUGCGUGACAACCAAACAAAGGCAGCUACUGAUCUUUGGAGAAGUAUGCAACAUAUUGUAACUAAGGAAGCUAUUGGGAUCGAUUGUUACAAUGUGUUGAAACCUCAAAGAUCUAUUAGUGCAGCAAUUUCAAAAGAUGAAUAUGAAAUGUUGCAUUUUGGUGAACAGCAUCCCAUCCAACAUGAUAUGAUGCACACUAUGGAUAGCUCGCAUAAAUUGAACCGAUUGAUGCGUGGUCCAGUGAGUACCACAUUGGGAAUUCCUAAUCACGUGUUAUGGGGUUCUCAGAAGGAUAUGGUCUUUGCGGCGCUCUUUGAUGACUUCAUGAAACCCACUACGCAGGUUGUAGAAACACUUCUGAACACGACAGAACUUGACGUGAUAAUCUACACGGGACAGCUAGAUUUGGUUGUGUCCACACCCGGAACGGUACGAUGGGUUGAGAAACUCCAAUGGCCAGGACGCGAAGGUUAUCUGAACGCACCUAGGCAGGGUAUUGACUACCGUGGGGUUUUGGAAGGCUACGAAAAAAAUUACGGGAAAUUAACGAUGUAUUGGAUUGAUAGAGCCGGACACAUGGCACCGGUUGACAACCAUAUGGCAAUACAGUACAUAUUGGACAAACAUGUUAUAGUCUGAUACAGUUUUUGUUUCAAUGCGAAAGAAAAAAAAUACCGACGUUGUUGUCGCAGAAUCGGGCACCGCUGUAA
Molecule: messenger RNA, 1750 nt
Organism: Armigeres subalbatus
Lineage: Eukaryota; Metazoa; Arthropoda; Insecta; Diptera; Culicidae
Product: retinoid-inducible serine carboxypeptidase-like
Exons: 4
Coding region: 345-1679 (444 amino acids)
Biological process (GO): proteolysis
Molecular function (GO): serine-type carboxypeptidase activity
Source: RefSeq, a predicted model, not a curated record